CAAAAAGUUCGGAUAUGGCCAAAAAGGAGAAGAAUGAUACGCGUUACAAAAUAAGUAAAGGAUUAUACAAAAAGUGGCAACAAAUUUUCUACAAAGAGGAAACAAGAGAUUACGCCGUGAAAUAUGCUUUAACGUAUAUAAAAAAUCCACAUGCAAACCAACACCACCUCGUCGAAGGCCACGUCUCUUCAUCUGACGGCUGCAGUUACAUCAUCACUGAAAAAGCAGUCAAAACUAUAUAAAAAGAAAAUAAUCUUUUAAAAAAAUAGUCACACAAAUUCAUCCAUAAAUCACCAUUGUUAACCUUUUUUUCUCCUUCCUUUCAUCUUUCUAAAAAAUUCAUUUUUACAACCAAAAACUAAAGUUCAAGAAAACACAGAAUAAAGGAAUAAUCUCUUCGUGUGUGCGUGUAUAUAAAAAGAUAUACAUAUGCGUGGGUAUGAUUCUUGGGAUGAUCGACAUGCAACGAUGAAAUCAUCAUCCAUUUUCCGAGAAAGUUCAGACAAAACAGAGAGAUGGAUUGUAACAAACAUGGCAAGAUUAUCACCAUUUCUCUUGUCUUCUCUUUGUAUAACUAUCUUCUUCACAGGCUUCUUCGUCUUCCAUCAGAAUCCUUUCAUCUCGGAUCAAAACUUUCUCACCCUGCACCCUCUAAUCGAUCCUAAAUGUGAUUUGUUCAAGGGACAUUGGGUUCCAGACAAAAGAGGAUCUCUGUACACAAACUCAAGCUGUUCUACGCUUCCUGACUCCAAGAACUGCAUAAAACAUGGGAGAUUAGACAGAGAUUUCUUGUUUUGGAGAUGGAAACCUGAUGGCUGCGACCUUCCUAGGUUUAGUCCCAAGGAGUUUCUUAGAAUGGUUCGAGGCAAGAAGAUGAGUUUUAUUGGUGAUUCUGUAGCAAGGAACCACAUGGAAUCUCUUCUUUGCUUGUUGUCAAUGGAAGAAACUCCUAAGGAUAUCUACAAAGAUGGAGAAGACAGAAACAGGAUAUGGUACUUUCCUAACCAUGACUUCACUCUCUCUACCUCUUGGACUAAGUUUCUCGUGGAGGAACAUGAGAGGGUAGACGGUAACAAGACCGGAACUGGAUUGUUUGAUAUAGAUAUUAGCAAGAUGGAUGAAGGAUGGUUCAAGGGUCUGCCAAAUACAGACAUUGCUAUUGUCUCGGCUGCUCACUGGUUCUUCAGACCAAUAUUCAUCCAUAGAGGAGAUGAAACCCUAGGUUGCAUCUACUGUAGCGUACCAAACAUGACACAGCUUAGUCCUGACCAAGGGUUUAAGCUUGUUUACUCAUCUGUCUUUAAACACAUCAAUGAAUGUGAUAACUGCAAGAGAGAUUUAGUUACAGUUAUGAGGACUAUCUCACCUGCCCAUUUCGAGAACGGGACUUGGGAUACAGGAGGAUCGUGCAGAAGGACAAGCCCUUUUGGUGUUAACCAGAUCGAUCUGCAGAGCAACGAGAUGAAGAUCAGGACAUCUCAGAUUGAACAGCUUGAAGUUAUAACGAAAGGCGACCACAAGGGGAAGAAGAAGUUUGGUGUUUUGGAUGUGACUAGGGUUAUGCUGAUGAGACCUGACGGCCAUCCGAAUAGUCACUGGGGAAACAAAUGGAUGAAAGGUUACAAUGAUUGCGUCCACUGGUGCUUGCCUGGGCCUAUUGAUGCGUGGAACGAUUUUUUAAUGGCGAUACUUAGACAGUUAAGAUGAUUAUUCAUGGAUAAACAAACAAACAAAAAGUUAAAACAUUCUUUCACAUUUCUUAUGAAUAAGUACCUUCAGUCAUCUGAUUUUUUUUGCUUCUGCUUCUAGAUAUCUCUGUUGUUACAUAGAGUUUACACAAUACUCAAUACCAGUAUUCUAAAGAUCUGCGUAGUCGGCAAAUCGGAUCUAAACAAUUUUUGUAAACA
Molecule: messenger RNA, 1907 nt
Organism: Brassica napus (rape)
Lineage: Eukaryota; Viridiplantae; Streptophyta; Magnoliopsida; Brassicales; Brassicaceae
Product: xyloglucan O-acetyltransferase 2-like
Exons: 3
Coding region: 430-1707 (425 amino acids)
Cellular component (GO): Golgi apparatus
Molecular function (GO): O-acetyltransferase activity
Source: RefSeq, a predicted model, not a curated record